Lymnaea stagnalis (great pond snail) is the source of this 7024-nucleotide messenger RNA. The record is from the annotation of a GenBank genome assembly. NCBI's taxonomy places the organism in Eukaryota, Metazoa, Mollusca, Gastropoda, Lymnaeidae.
CACACCACCUACAAAGAUGACUACCGCUACAAAUUUACCCCAAGAAAACACAAGCGCAACUCACAGGAGCCUCAGACUACCAAGGCAAACGCCCCUGACCUUGACCAGCGAUUGCCAAGCAUCCCGCUGAUAAAGAGCAAGGACCCGUGCUCUACGAGGCAAGAGAAUGAUUCUGAUGAACUGGACAGGCUGUGUGGUAUCGAUCCGACCGAGUAUUCGGUAUCGUUGGAGAAAAUGAAGAACAUGUGGAGUCUCAAGGUUCAAUUCCCUUUCACUUUUCUGUGCUUUAUAGUUAUCUUUUUUUUAUAUAUAAUUCGUAUCUCGAGAAUCAACUAUUAUAGGGAUUCACUGGCAGAAAAAUUAAGCUGUGGGCUAUCCUACGAGUGCUGAGAACCACUUUUAAAACAUAUGACACGUUAUCGUAAAAUAUGUCUAAAUUUAAAAAAACUUAAGCUUUCCUAUUUCUACAUCAAAUAUCCUCAUUUUGUACAACAAUUAAUUACCGCAUAUUUAUAAUAAGUUAUCUGAUAUUUUACUCUCUUUACAAUGAGUGAUCAUAUAGUGUACAAUAUGUUAUCGAAUGUUUACAGCAUGUUUACAAUUAGAUACCAAAUAUUGACAGUAAGGCACCGAACAAUUCCAUCAGUUUAGCAAAAGUAUACAGUAAUGUUUAACACUCAUUUAGUCCAUAACCGCGGUUAUCAAAGUGUUGGAAUGUUGCCAAACUUAAAUAGUCAUUAUUUUUUAAUAUUUUUAGGGGGGGGGGGAGGGAUUUUCGUUUAUUUUAUAAUAACAUUUAUUUGUACCACUAGAAACACCGUUAUGUAAAUGUACCACAGUUUGAGAUCCUUUUUGUCUUUAACAUUAAAAUCUUUCUUCACAGAGUACAGGUGAUCCAGAUGACGUGUGUGCGGCACUGGCCAGUGGUCUACAGUGUAAAUAUCAAACGUCGUAUUCUUAAAACAUUUUAUUUUAAACGUUUAAAGUAAAUAAGUACAAUGAACUGAACCUGCCAUUUAGAGUUGAUGUCUAAGAAGAGCGAACUGAACCUGCCAUUUAGAGUUGAUGUCUAAGAAGAGCGAACUGAGCCUGCCAUUUAAAGUUGAUGUCUAAGAAGAGCGAACUGAGCCUGCCAUUUAGAGUUGAUGUCUAAGAAGAGCGAACUGAGCCUGCCAUUUAGAGUUGAUGUCUAAGAAGAGCGAACUGAACCUGCCAUUUAGAGUUGAUGUCUAAGAAGAGCGAACUGAACCUGCCAUUUAGAGUUGAUGUCUAAGAAGAGCGAACUGAGCCUGCCAUUUAGAGUUGAUGUCUAAGAAGAGCGAACUGAACCUGCCAUUUAGAGUUGAUGUCUAAGAAGAGCGAACUGAACCUGCCAUUUAGAGUUGAUGUCUAAGAAGAGCGAACUGAGCCUGCCAUUUAGAGUUGAUGUCUAAGAAGAGCGAACUGAACCUGCCAUUUAGAGUUGAUGUCUAAGAAGAGCGAACUGAACCUGCCAUUUAGAGUUGAUGUCUAAGAAGAGCGAACUGAACCUGCCAUUUAGAGUUGAUGUCUAAGAAGAGCGAACUGAUCCUUGACAUGCACUCCACCUUUACACCUGAAUCAAUUAUAAAAAAUAAAAGAACAAUAAUAUUGUGCAUUUUAUAUCUGUUCUUUUUCAAAGCGCUAACUGCUUGACUUGGAUUUCAAAAUGUUUGGCUUUUAAAAAGUUACUCUGAAGUAUAUCAAUAUCCAUGCUCUCUCGUCAUGGUCCAUCUAGAGUAGCUGGGUCAAGAAUAACACUAGCCAUCAUCUCUCAUCAUGGAUCAUCUGGCAUAGCCGGGUCAAGUAUAAAACUAUCCAUCAUUUCUCGUCAUGGACCAUCUGGCCUACCUGGCCUACCUGAACUCACUCCUAACACGCUACGCUUCACUAGACUUGUAUCUUGUACAUAGCUAUGCAUGAAACUUCUAUAAAUACGUUUACAUAUCAUUGCAUGUAACUUCAAUGAUGACGUCACCAGGUGAUGGAAGACAUGGCUCCAGGGUGUACAGCAACGAGAUGCCAACCAUUCCAAGAAAACCUCUACCCCGUGACAUUCUGCAGCCUGACGUCAUUGUCCUCAAGGCCACAGAUUGGAAGGGUAACGACUUAAUAAUCAUCUUUAUUAAUUAAAAAAAUAUAUUUUUAAAAUCGUUCAAUUCGAGUUCUCAAAAUGCACUUUGUGAAUUAUAUGUGUUAUUUACAGUAGAACUUUGGUUAACUAACAUAAUCACUUCCAUUACUUUGUUCUUAAACCGAAACGUUCGCUAACCGAAAUAAAGUUUUCCCAUUGAAUUCAACUAAUCUGUUCCAGCCUUAGGAGAUAUGGUAUUUUGAAAUUUUGAUUGGUCGUUCUGUAAUGAAAAGUAGAUCUUUUAUCACACUUAGCAGCCUCUUCAUAUCUUACAACUAGAAGCCACUGCAUGCCUUACCACUAACAGACUCUCCAUGAUUACAACUAACAGCCUCUCCAUGAUUACAACUAGCAGUCUCUCCAUGAUUACAACUAGCAGUCUCUCCAAAAAUCUUUGCCAACCCAGGGUGGUACUAACACUAGCUUCGUCCCUAUUCAGGAAAUCAGGGUCAGCUAUACACUGCACUAUCAUUUUUAUCGGUAAGUAGGACAAAUCGAAGUCGGCCGUGGCUCUAUUGUGGAAGUCGCCUCUCCAGAAAAGUUUCAUUAUUUCAAAAAUCAAGAUGUGCAGUUUUGAGAAUAUCUUUUCAUUAGACUCUUUGAUCGGGGAAGGAAUUGUUAUGUCAUUAUAGGGCCCAGUCUUGCUUCUUUUUAUGCAUUUUUACCCCGUCUGGGGCAUAGGCCAUCUACAAGAAUUUUCGAAUCAUCACGGUCCUGUGCUUUCCUUUUCAGUUGCUUCCCGGUGUAUAAAAUACUUUGCACGUCUGCUUCUAGCUCGCGUCUCCAAGUAUUCUUUGGCCUUCCUCUCUAGCUCGCGUCUCCAAGUAUUCUUUGGCCUUCCUCUCUUUCUUUUUCCGUGUCGAUUCCAUGUUAGGGAUUGUCCGGUGAUGCUAUCUGGGGUUUUUGGUGAGUAUGUCCCAACCAACUCCAUCUUUUCUUUUUGAUGACUUCAUCAAUGGGCACCUGGUAAGCCCUUUCAAUAAGAACAUUAUUAGUUAUGGUAUUUGGCCAUUUGAUGUUCAGGGUGAGUUAUUGAUCGUGAGGUCAGAGCGUGAAGUUGGUGGCGUGGAACGUUAGUGUGUGCUGUGUGUUAGUCGACAGUAGGAGAGACAAGUUGGUUGACAGUGAGAGUUGAGCUGAUGUGUCAGAGUCCAGAAUUGUCACAUGAGUCGAGAGAUCUAGUAUUUUGUUAGAUUCAUUGUAUGGCUUGUUGCCUGAGGAUUGUAUUCUUCUGCUGAAUCAGUUAUGUAGCAACUGUUUUUGUAACAAGUGGAUGUUUCAGUACAUGUAAAUGAAUACAUAAUUUACAAUGGACUAGUCAGUGUUUGAGUUACUUGACCAAGAGAGAGAGAGAGAGACGAGAAUAAAACUUACAGGUCUGACAUAAGGUUAGACAUCGAGUAGUCACCCUACAGGUCUGACAUAAGGCUAUACAUCGGGUAGUCACCAUACAGGUCUGACAUAAGGUUAGACAUCGAUUAGUCACCAUCGGAGGUUGUAGCCCCUAGACAACAGGAGAAGGCCGUAAUACGAUGGUCUUGAUGACACCAGUGAAAGGGUCAUUCGACCCCAAAAGAGGUCGCGACCCACAGGUUGAGAACCGCUGCCAUAGUCGAUCCCACAGUCGAAGCCUGAACAGGAUUCAAUGACCAUUGAUACUGACAGUUAUAGGUUAUGGGCUAAAUGAGAUACAUGGAUGUGCGUUAUGUGAGGGGGUGGUGGGGUAAUGUGAGGGGGUGGUGGGGUAAUGUGAGGGGGUGGUGGGGUAAUGUGAGGGUGUGGUGGGGUAAUGUGAGGGGUGGAGGGGUAAUGUGAGGGUGUGGUUUGGAAAUGUGGGGGAAUGGUGGGGUAAUGUAAGGGUGUGGUGGGGUAAUGGUAUGANUAUUGAGGUGGGUGUGAUGGGUGGGUAUGGUGCAGGUAUUGAGGUGGGUGUGAUGGCAGAAAACGCAAGGAUGCUGUGGUAGUAAUGGGGGGGGGGGGUGGUUAUUUAGUGAAGGUAUGACGAAAGUUGUAAUGGGAAUAAUUUGAUGGUUUGUUGGAGGUUGAGAUUGGAGAAGUGUGAAUGUUACGAAUAGGUUGGAGUUGGGGUAGACGAACAUCAUUUCAUCUAUGGAUUAACAAUAAAUAUCUUUUUGACAAGUGUCACUUCCGGUCAUCAUUGAUGUAAAACAAAAUGGUGAAAUCGACCAUAUGAGAGCAACAGACCGAUCAAUAUCUCGAGCUUGGGGGGAAGAAAAAUUGAAUUUCUGACAGGUAUAUAAGACAUACAAGCUCUUUUACUGGACGGUUAAGUUGGCCAGCUGUCAACCUGGAGGACAGAGCUUGUUGUCCGCGAACAGGAUCGUGUUGACCUUGACCUUCAUCGACCAGGGCUGAGUAGUCGGGGCAAGAAAACGGGAGUAUAAAUUGUUUUAAAAAAUCUAUGACUUCGAUGAUACAAAAGUUUCAAAUAAUCUAUGACUUCAAUGAUACAAAAGUUUCAAAUAAUCUAUGACUUCGAUGAUACAAAAGUUUCAAAUAAUCUAUGACUUCAAUGAUACAAAAGUUUCAAAUAAUCUAUGACUUCGAUGAUACAAAAGUUUCAAAUAAUCUAGGACUUCGAUGAUACAAAAGUUUCAAAUAAUCUAUCACUUCGAUGAUACAAAAGUUUCAAAUAAUGUAGACUUCGAUGAUACAAAAGUUUCAAAUAAUCUAUGACUUCAAUGAUACAAAAGUUUCAAAUAAUCUAGGACUUCGAUGAUACAAAGGUUUCAAAUAAUCUAGGAUUUCGAUGAUACAAAAGUUUCAAAUAAUCUAUCACUUAGAUGAUACAAAAGUUUCAAAUAAUCUAUGACUUCGAUGAUACAAAAAAUGUAAAAGUUAAAUAAAAGAAAAAUUUUUAUCUGCCAAAUCCUCAUCUUCCUUGUCAAUAUAAAUUCAACUCGCUUUUCUGACUCUCUUGUAUUUGAAACAACAAAACUGAACUCCGAAUCGGUACAUUAGAAGAGAAACGACACAAAAUAAAGAAACACACACUUAGUGAAGGUUACCAUCUGAGAUAUGAUGACCUUGAACUAGCUCCUUAUUAACUGAGUUGUAUCUCAAUUAUCUGUGAGCAGACACAUGUUUUCCUAGGAUUUAAAGACCACUAUUCCAGAUGUUACAAACAUAAGAGUAUAAAUAUUAACUGUUUAUUUUCCUUCUCCUUUCCUUUAGGGGUGAAGUUGCCGUUUGAAGAUCCGAGAUUCGAACCCAUGUACCUCGCCGAUAGAGACACGGACUUCAUGUCGUGCACCAACAAUCCGUUCAGAUACUGCAACAGGAAACGGAAGUUCCCAGAAAAGAACAGGUGACAAGACUUUAGCUCCAAUCUCACUGAGAGUAAAAGUAAUAGUAAUAGUUCGUUAGUAUAAAUCGACUAUGCCCAUCUUAAUUAUUGUAGCUAAACGUGCCCCUACCCUUUUUUCUAACUCCCUAAUUCAUCUGGUGCCCCCAACCCCAUGUUUUAAUCAUAUCGCCAAUGAAUCCUCUUAAUGAAUUGGAAUCAAGCCAAUACAUCUUCUUAAUGAAUUGGAAUCAAGCCAAUACAUCUUCUUAAUGAAUUGGAAUCGACUCUGUCAUAAAACGCCAUCUACUAUAAUUCAAUAAAGAUCAAGUGAUAAUAUUCUCAGUGAUAAAUGUUUAGUUAGUAUCAAUACCAAUGUUUAUAUUCAACAUGAAAGGAAAAUAUGUAUGUUACAAGUGAGUGAAAUAAUAUAAAUCAAAUUAAAAGUCUUUAAUGAGGUGGGAUAAUGUGAGGGGGUGGUGGGGUAAUGUGAGGGGGUGGUGGGGUAAUGUGAGGGGGUGGAGGGGUAAUGUGAGGGGGUGGUGGGGUAAUGUUAGGGGGUGGUGGGGUAAUGUGAGGGGGUGGUGGGGUAAAGUGAGGGGGUGGUGGGGUAAUGUGAUGGGGUGGUGGGGUUAUUAUCAAAUUAAAAGUUUGAAAGAAUCUACUUUCUUUAUUAAUUAAAAUGAAAAUAAAGAAAGAAAAUCAGUGUGAACCUCUUUUCUAUUAUUAAAAAUCUUACAACAUUCAUCAGGUGUCCCAAUCUACCCAUCGCUAGGGAAGAUAUUAUGAAGCCGGAACCCGGGGGCUACUACGCAUGCAUGAGACCCUCUGCAAUGCCCGACAGGAGAUGGCCAAUGAGGAGGUUCCCGAGGCCUCCGGAGUCUUUCCUAACCCGAUUGUGGUAGAUUGUUGCCAUGACAACCGAAAACAUUCGAGGUCCGGGGGAGCGGGGGUUACCUCAAAACAUAAAGAUGAUGAUGCAAGGUGUUCAUUAAAGGAGCAGGGAUACGAAAUGUACCUAUAAUCUCAGAGUUCUGUUCUUAAAUCAGGAUAUAACAUAGGAGACACAGGGAUACAAAAUGUAUUUAUAAUCUCAGAGUUCUUUUCUUAAAUCAGGAUGUCAAACAGGGAACACAGUGAAUUGUUUUUAAACAUACAAACUUUGAUUCUGUGCUGAUUUGGUGAGGGGUGGUCUCAAACUCAAACUCCACUUGUAGCGUUCAUCAGGGUACUUUUGAAUGCUUAGAUGCCGCGUCAUAUCAAAAUGCCGUCUUUGUUAAGCGCUGCCUUCAUAACAUGCGUAGCAUAACACAUAACCUUGCCGUUUGUAUGAGAUAAUAUUAUAUGAGGGUAUUCAUGUGUAUGAAUUUAUCAUGAUUAUUUUUCAAUAUCAAUCCGGGACGUCAUUUUUUUUAUUCAGUUGCAGACAAACAAUGUUAAUAUGUAGAUUGUGAAUGCAAUUAUUCAAUCACCAAUGUUAGUAUUUGGAUGUAUUCAUUCAAUCAACAACGUUUAUAUGUGGAAGCAUUUAUUCAAUCAAUGUUGAAGUCUCUUUAAAGGGAACGAAC